Messenger RNA from Entamoeba nuttalli P19, 1683 nucleotides. RefSeq lists its product as hypothetical. NCBI's taxonomy places the organism in Eukaryota, Evosea, Mastigamoebida, Endamoebidae. The coding region runs from base 1 to 1683 and encodes 560 amino acids. The record is from RefSeq and is a predicted model, not a curated record. The transcript has a single exon.
AUGGACACUCUCCAUCAAAACAACCCAAAUACACAGCUUCCACAUACUGCUACACCACUUACACUUAUGAGUGAAGAAGAAAAAAAAUUAAAAUAUUUUAAGACUCAAUUAUUUCAACCAGAAUUUACUGACGAAGCAUAUUCAAUGAAUAUGACUAACAUAACAAAAUUAGUAUUUGGAAAAAAAGAUCCAGAAACGAGUCUAAUUGAAUCAGCUUUUAAAGAGUAUACUAACACAGUAAACUCAAAUAAACAAAGAUUAGUUAAAAUUGAUAAAAUGAUAUUCACAAUUAGAACUUAUCUUCAUCUUCCUAGCAAAACAGAACAAGACAUUAUCCUUAAAAAAAAAAUAGAAAAAUAUUUAACUAAAAUUAAUGAAAAUAAAGAAGCAAAAGAAUUUAAAUUAAAAUUUGACGAAUAUUCUAAAUUAGUAUCUUGUCAAAAUAUUGGAAAACUUCCUAUUGAACAACAAAAAAAAGUUAUGGAAGCAGUUUCAUUUCUUUGGCCUUAUGAAAGAGAUAGAAGAAAACAAAUUGAAAUAUGGGAAGAAGACAUUGGAAAAAUAUAUUAUUGUUUAUCUAUGGACACAAAUUAUUAUACUAAAAUAGAUUUAAAAGAUCAACUAAAAACAUUAAAACGUAUUUAUGAAAGAUUUUUUACUUCUGAAAAUUAUGAAGAAGAAUAUGAACGUGCUAUUAAUAUGCAAAAGAAAGUUUGGAAUUUAAAUAAUACAACUAAGAAAUAUCUUAUGAAAAUUACUUCUUUACUCUUCUCUAUUAAGUUAAUUCCAAAAGAAUAUAACCAAUUAUUAUUAUCAAUACUAAAAUCAUAUAAACAACGUAUUAAUCAAUUACAUCAUAUUUAUAUAACAUGUAAGAAUCUUGCUCAAUACCAAUGGUCAUUAAUAAGUAAUAGAACUUAUUACGAUGCUCAUUCAGUAUCAACACAACUUUAUAAUUUUCGUAUGUCAUUAAAAGAAAUUAAUAUAGAAUUGACUGAAAUCUAUUAUAAUGUUUGGAGUAUUAAAGAACGUAUUCUUUGUAUUGGUACAUCAAGACAACAUGAUAUAGAAAAUAUAGAAAAGAAAAUUCAAACAUUGAAUGAAGAAUUUGAUGUAUUACAAAAGUCACUUGGAACAAAAUAUAUAGAAGAAAAUAAAAUAUGUAGUGAAGAAAAUAUUCAAAAAACAGUUAUUUUAAAACGUAAAAUUGGACAAAUGCUAUUAAAUACUGAUAAAGUAUUUACCGAUUCUGAUCGUGAAGCAAAAAUUAAAGUUGAAUUAAGUAAUUUGACUUCAAUUGAAAAGGGUUGUAAAAAAAGAUGUGACAUCCUUAAUAAAAUGAUUAAUGGAGAAAAGGAAUUAAAUCCAGUUGAUGAUGUGUCUGUCUUUAUUGAAUAUGAAUUACUUGAUGUAGAAUUUCUUUCUAUUAUGAAGUUUUGUAGAGGAGAUCCAAUCUACAUAGAAAGCUCAAGUGAAAGCUCUGAAAUAUCAAGUGAUUCUGUAAAUUCAAUAAAUGAUAAUGGUGAUGGAUCUGUUAUUAUGGAGAAAAAAGAAAAAAUAACUUCAUCAUCUGAAGAUUCUGAUUCAUCUAUAAAUUGUAAUGAAGAAAGUGGUUCUAUUGUUAUUAAGAAAAAGAAAGAAGAUUUAACUUCAUCAUCUGAAGAUUCUAUUGUUCAAAUUUAA